This is a messenger RNA of Austrofundulus limnaeus, 3480 nucleotides long. RefSeq lists its product as uncharacterized. The transcript is spliced from 16 exons. The coding region runs from base 89 to 2773 and encodes 894 amino acids. Gene Ontology annotation, molecular function: phosphatidylinositol binding. The record is from RefSeq and is a predicted model, not a curated record. NCBI's taxonomy places the organism in Eukaryota, Metazoa, Chordata, Actinopteri, Cyprinodontiformes, Rivulidae. Gene Ontology annotation, cellular component: endosome.
UUUUUUCCCCCUCCGCUGUUUGACUUGGUUUUGAGGAGCGAACAGCCUCUUUUCAUUGCAGUUUCUCCUCCUCCUCGCGGCUUUAAAGAUGCGGCCGAACAGGUCUGCUGUCGCUUUGUGUAAAGUGAGGCACGCCAGCGGUUCUGUAAAGGGGAAGAAUAUGAUGCACCAGUGGCGCCUUCCCAUCGCCCUAACUCUCGGUCUGAUUUGGUACUUUUCGGACUACUUCGGUCGCACGGUGACACAGUACUUCGUGUGUUUCCUCUUUUGCCUUUCUAUCCCGCUGUUGUUCGGAAACAACGGGCGAGAGAGCAGUACCCAGACUGAUGAAGAGACGAAGGAACAUCCGCUUCAGGAAACUGCUGGGGAAGAGUCCUUCCAUUUGACCCACAAUAAAGAGACGGUUAAGAGCAACUCCCUGAGCUCUCAGUGUCCACAUGUCAAGAAGUCUCUGCGGCAAGUGUUCGAGUGCGCCUACGCUCGGCACGUCCAGCCCUGGUACGGCGUCCCCGAGCCCCGCGAGUACCAGCCUCUGCACAGGGUGCUCAGCAGGGAGGUGGACUUCGUAAUCGACCGCAUCAUCGAGAGGUCCAGAGAUUUUGACAUCUGCCAGGCUGUGGUGGGCUCCAUUAGGAUUCUAACCCAGCAUUUUCAUAAUGCAAAGCAGUCUGACAGAGAGCCUUUGUUCAGUUCCGCUGCAGUGGAAGUGGCAGUUCUCAGAGAGCUUUCCGAUGCAUUGAUACGCAACCUUUGCCCCAAGUCGUUUUGGGGGCAAGAAAUCAACCAUUGUGUCUUAAAUGAGAUCAUUGCCUUAAAGGGGUUGAGGCAGUUGGUGAACUGGCUGGCCAACCCCGACAACCUGAACCAGCUGGUGGUGAAUCUGCUCGACAGCGUUGCCCUGAAGAGCCCUGCAGAUGAGCAGCCUGUAGAUCAGGCUUCGCAGGAGGGUGACGGCGAUGUGGAAGGCGGCAAAGCGAGACUGCCAGGAGCAGAGAAUUCACCAGGUUCUGUCGGAAGCAAAAGGAGACGUAGGUUUGAUAAAUUAUUCAUUUGCCACAGAAUAAGGGUAGGUUGGUCCAGAUUUGUGGGCAAGAUGAGGUCCAAGAAAGCCAAGAAGAAGAAGAUGAAAAAGUUGGAGCAGGACCUAAUUUUGUCAAUCAUGGCGGCCCAGAGGAGCAUGUCAGAGGACGAUGCUAGCAGCAUAGAGGGAUCGUUGCUCAACCAGGAUGACUCUGAGAGGGAAGACAGCGAUCUAGAGGAUUAUCUGGCAAGCGUCCAGGAGGACCUGAUGGAAUUUAAGUUGUCUUAUGAGAUGUGGCGUGUUGGCUGCUGGACCGUCAGCAUCCCUCAGGUCGACUGUGAGGAAGAGGAGCUAAUCUUUACAAUACACUUGGAGGAAAAAGACAGCCCUGAAAAUCUACAGUGGGAUAUCAAGAAGACCUACAAAGAUAUUGUUUUUUUCCGCAACAGAUGGCAGGACUCUACCAGCCUUCCUACGAUCUUACAGCUGGAUGAAUCCAACAUUAAUGAUGAGGUUAAAGAAGAAGCGAGAGCAUCAGUCAGACACUUCCUGCAGGAAUUGGUUUCAGAUAACGCAAUUGGCUACAGUCAGCCUGUUUUUCAAUUCUUGUGUCCUCUCGAUAAACUGCUGAGUGAAAAAGAGCAUUAUGAUGGUGUGUGGGGCCUGCUCAGUGGCUUGGCCUACUUCCUCACUCCUGGCCAAGAAGAAGAGGAGAACUCUAACCCACAGACAGAAGUCCCAAAAGAGAGCCCGAUGCCAGAUCCAGACUCCUCAGCUCCUACAGUCGAGAACCAUCUGGAUUCUGAGGGCAGCAGAGACUUUCCUGCUUCUGCACUCCCAACUGUUGUUAUCUCCCAGUACAACACCCCUCCACGGCAGCCCAACGAGGCAGAAACAAACCCAGCUCCACAACCUGCCGUUAACUCAGGCUCCUGGCAUGAAAACUCCUCCCAAGGCAAAUCGGAGGACUCUGAUAAUACCUUUACAUCUCACUUGAAACUGAUCCUCAAAGGACUGACCAGAUCCAGGUCACAAGAGUCCCUGGCCUCGGCAAAGAGCAGCGGUGAGGAAGAGCAGCUUGAUGAAGCAGCAGGCUCGCAGCAGGAGGGCUUAGAGGGUCUGUCGCAGCUCCGUGUCGGCACGAAGCUGAAUAAAAAGGAGAAGACUAUCAGGACGCCGGCGGGAGGGAACAAGAGCAAAGGAAAGGAGACUCGGGGUGCUCCGCAGAGAGGGGACGAGUCUCAGAGGGGCCAAGUCAACUGGGAGCAGCUGGAGGCAACUAAAGCCAUAUUUGAUCUGCUGAAAGAAAUAUCUGGCAAUUCCAUCCUUUUCAACAUAUUUGAUGCCAUUUUGAAACCGGUGAUGCCCAUCUUAAAGAAGAAGAUCAACACUUUCCUGAACAAGUUGAAUCCAACAGAGGAGCAGAUGACUGUGUACAUCGACACCCUGCGGGACAAACUGUGGCCGAAGUUGGAAAAAAAGCUGCCGCUGAAGCCGCCUCCUCUUCCUCGCUCCGAUGAUGAGAAGAAAGAGACCAAAGACCGAGCACAUGACCUCAUCAACGCUCGAUAUUCUAGUUGCAUCAUCCUGAAGAAGACAGACGUAGAGUCCAUUUUUAAUAUUCUCCAGAACAGCGAGGAAAAUAAAAUUCUUCUCUAUACGCUUCUUUCAUUCCUGUUAAAACAAUUUCUUCCCAACGAGAAUUUAUCGACUACGAGAGCUGCUGUUCUUCAGAAACGGACCAACAACUGAUCUGUGAAACCCUUAAUGUGUCUUAUUUAUGCAACUGUUUUGAUAUUUUUAUACUAUUUUUAUUGCCUUAAAAUGUUUGGGUUACAAGUGCAUGAAUGUUGAACACCUUUUCUCUUUACCUCAAACACAAUGCAAGUGUUUUUUUUUGUUUUGUUUUUUGAUUUCUGGACUGUUUUUGUUCAUGUUUUCCUGACGGUGUGAAGAACUGUGACUUAUGAAGGAAUUCAGAAAUAUCUUUUUUGGAGCCAGUUUGAAAUAUUUCCACUUAUUAUUAUUAUUAUUGUUAUUAUUAUGAUAAUAAUCUCAGGAAGAUAAAUUUGUGUGUUAAAUUUUUAUGUUACCAUUUUUAAUUUAUAUUUCUAAGAUAAUUUGUCACUUUAAGCACUUUGGUAUCAUGUUUAAUUCUUAAAAUCACUGUUUAUUAAACCAAAUUUGUCUUAAAUUUUAUGUCAGUACAUUUAUGAAAACAGUGCCACUGUCUAAAGAAGCUUGAAGUCAUGUCAAUAAAACUUGAAUUUUUUUCCAAAUAAAAUGUAUGAUAUGAUGAAAGUGAUAUUUCUUUUCAGUAAUAGUUAUAGAGGAGAUUCUGUUGGCAGAAACUUAUUUAAACUCAACGUAUGAUGAAUUUUAUAAAGCAUCAGUUGUGUUCAAAAUUAGUUUUCCUUGGUAAAGUUUAUACUUUGAUUUAAUAAACACUGGAUAAAAGA